This is a messenger RNA of Lodderomyces jiufengensis, 630 nucleotides long. Its product is annotated as protein-arginine N-methyltransferase. Gene Ontology annotation, molecular function: protein-arginine omega-N monomethyltransferase activity. Lineage: Eukaryota; Fungi; Ascomycota; Pichiomycetes; Serinales; Debaryomycetaceae. Gene Ontology annotation, biological process: peptidyl-arginine methylation. The coding region runs from base 1 to 630 and encodes 209 amino acids. The record is from RefSeq and is a predicted model, not a curated record. The transcript has a single exon.
AUGAAGUACAUAGUAGAGCAUAUGGAAGAAGGAUUUUCUGAAUGGGUCAUAUUAGAAUAUUCACAAAUAAUACGAGACGUUGGAAAAGAAAAUCUUAUAUUAACAUCAUUACCAUCAACAACUACAGAAAAAGAUAUCCCUAAAAGACUAUUAGAUAUGGGAUUACAAUGGACUACAAAAGAAUGUAUAGAUUUGGAAUUUGAUGGGAAAAUUAUCAAUCGAGAUGAAAUUGCAUUACUUGAUCCAGCUGCUACAACAGAUUUAAUACCUGAAGAUAAAUCCAAAAUUGAAUAUUUUCUUCUAGCUGGAGUAUUAGGAGAACAUCCAAGAAAAGAUAGAACAGGAAUAUUACGUGAAAAAUAUAAAUUUUUAGGUAGAAGAUUAGGAAAUUUACAAAUGACUACUGAUAGUGCUGUAAGAACUGCACAAAGGAUAAUUGAUGGUACAAAAUUUGAAGAUAUAAAAUUUUUGGAUUAUCCAGAAAUAAAAUAUAAUAAAUAUGAAUCUACUGAAAUGCCAUUUAGAUACAUUGUUGAUGAUAAUAAUGAACCUAUUUUACCUGAAGGAAUGUUGGAAUUGAUUAGAAAAGAUGCAGAUCAAAGUAUUGAUGAUUUAUUAAUAGAUGAAUAA